Juglans regia (Persian walnut) is the source of this 1892-nucleotide messenger RNA. RefSeq names its product protein DETOXIFICATION 24-like. Gene Ontology annotation, cellular component: membrane. NCBI's taxonomy places the organism in Eukaryota, Viridiplantae, Streptophyta, Magnoliopsida, Fagales, Juglandaceae. The transcript has 8 exons. The record is from RefSeq and is a predicted model, not a curated record. Gene Ontology annotation, biological process: xenobiotic detoxification by transmembrane export across the plasma membrane. Bases 1 to 1440 code for a protein of 479 amino acids. Gene Ontology annotation, molecular function: xenobiotic transmembrane transporter activity; antiporter activity.
AUGGAUGAGAGACUACUUGGAUCGGAACCUAAAGAUAAUAGCAAUCUGGCAUGGAGAAUUUGGGUGGAAACGAGAAGAAUAUGGAAGAUAGCAUUUCCUUCCAUGCUAGCUAGGGUAACUCAAUUUGGAAUGUUUGUGGUGACACAGGCAUUUAUCGGACAUCUUGGUGAAGUUGAGCUUGCAGCUUAUGCACUCAUACAAAUCAUUACUGUGAGAUUUGCAAAUGGGAUAUUGGUGGGAAUGUCAAGUGCAACUGAGACUCUGUGUGGGCAAGCGUUUGGAGCAAGGCAAUACCACAUGAUGGGAAUCUAUUUGCAAAGGUCAUGGAUCAUUAAUAUUACUGCUGCAACAAUAUUGAUCCCUAUUUUCAUCUUCUCAACACCAAUUUUCAAGCUACUUGGAGAGAAUGAAGAUGUAGCAGAAGUUGCUGGAUACAUUUCUUUGUGGUUCAUUCCAGUUCUCUGCUAUUUUCCCUUCACCUUUAGUAUCCAAAAGUAUUUGCAGACACAGCUCAAAAACACAGUUGUCGGGUGGCUAUCUGCUCUCACAUUUGCUCUUCAUGUUCUCUUGUCAUGGAUUUUUGUGAGCAAACUACACUUUGGAAUUCCUGGUGCAAUGGGUGCCAUGAUUAUAUCUUAUGCCUUAGUGUUGAUUGGAUUGUUCGUGUAUGUCUUUGGAGGUUGGUGUUCCAACACAUGGAGAGGUUUCACAUCAGCUGCCUUCCGUGAUUUAUUACCUGUAGUGAAGCUCUCAAUAUCCUCAGGCGUGAUGCUUUGCUUAGAGCUGUGGUACAAUGCUGUUUUAGUCUUACUCGCUGGAUACAUGAAGAACUCUACGGUUGCAAUAUCUGCCUUUUCAAUCUGCCUCAAUAUCAUUGCUUGGGAAUUUAUGGUCUUCCUUGGCUUCCUAACUGCUGCUAGCGUUCGGGUUUCAAAUGAAUUAGGGAGAGGAGAUGCUAAAGCUGCAAGAUUUUCCAUUAAAGUCAUCACUAGUACUUCUAUAUGUCUUGGAGUAUUCACAUGGAUUCUAUGUUUAGUCUUCGGUCAUAAAAUCGCUUAUAUGUUCACAAGUGACGAAGACAUUGCAGAAUCUGUUUCAGAUUUAUCUAUCCUGCUCAGUAUCUCUGUCUUAGUCAACAGUAUACAGCCAGUGCUCUCAGGCAUAGCUGUUGGUGCUGGUCAGCAAAGUGUAGUUGCAUAUGUUAACAUAGGUUGUUACUUUCUCAUCGGGGUGCCAGCAGGAGUCUUUCUUGGAUAUUUGGUCCAUCUAGGAAUAAAAGGAAUAUGGAUCGGAAUGAUCAUUGGCGUUGUAGCACAGUCACUCGUGCUCGGCUACAUUACUUUCAAGACAGAUUGGAAUGAACAGGUUAAGAAAGCAUCUGAACGACUGAAUAGGUGGCUCUUGAAUCCUUCCGACGAAUCCAGGGGAGGUUCUGCCUAGGAAAGACGCGAUGGAAGAAUUCCUCAAUGUUGUGCUUGAUGGCAACCACCAGCUUGGUCAAUAACUAAAUAAGAUUGAACGAACCAAAUUUGAGGUUCUAGGCAAUAAAGAACCUUUUGGAAGAAAAACUUCUCUUUCCAAAUGUACCUUUUAAAUUUUGUAUAUUGCCUUUGUUCUUUCUAACAUGAGUAUUAAUUAUCGGAUGUCGUACAAUAACCUUACAAGAAAGUUAUGCAACUAAAGAUUAAGUUCAAUGAAACUAAAGAAUCAAACAUAGAUCAGAGACUUUUAUAGGUGGGUGCUAUUUAACAUUGUAAUAUAAGAUUGGCCAAACACUAGAAUGGCAUUUCAAAGAGCACAAUUUUUGGUGUAGUUUCAGAGAUAUGGACACAACUCUUAUGUUACAAUAUCUGCAGAGAACAGGAAAAAAAAAAAAAAAAGGGAAGAGUUGA